GAAGGCGCACGGGCUGCCGGGAUCGGGGCGGACCGAGGGGUGGUGGGGGCUAAGAUGGCGGUCGUACGGAGAGGAAGAUCCUCUAUCCUCGUAUCCUUCCUGCUCGCUCCCUUUUCCGGCUCUGACCAGGCAGGCGUGGCCCCUGUCGGACCCAUGAUGUCUGAGAGCUCGUGGAGCUUCUGAAGUGGGGCAGUGGUUGGCAAGCAGGGCUUAGAUUGCCUGUCCCCCUCUUCUCCCCAGUGCCUGCCCAGGGUGACUCAGAAGAGUGAAGUCAGAUGUGUUUCUCUGUUAUCUCUGUGGCCACUCUUAGACCCACAGGCCUGAUAGCCAGGGUGUAGCCACUGUGCCGCAGUCUCUCAUCUGCAGAUGGCGCACCUUUUCUCUUACCCACCCGAUCUGUGGACCACUGAUCUGAUUCUCCUCGGGAGCAUGGGCUUUCUGGAGGCCCUGCGGCUCUACCUGGGUGCAAAGGGCAACUUGACAGAAGAGGAAGCAUUGCUGGGCAGCAGCCUCCUGGUGACCGUCAUCAACGCCAUCCUGGCGCUGUACUUCCUCCUGUGGGCGGCCUACGUGCUGAGGAUAGAGAUGCUCCUCAACACCGUUCUGCUCGCUCUCUACGGCCUCCAGGGCAUCCUGCAGGUGGUCACCAUCGCCACUUUUGUCAGCUAGCCUCCCCAGCCCGUUUACACCUAAAGCGUGGCUCUCAUAUCUUGAUGGAGCCCGGGAAUCUGGGCUCCUGGGUUGGGUGUGUUUGCUGCGGUCUCCUUGAAGGCCCCCCCCUCCCCAUCCCCGCCAGCUGCCUGCUGGCGUGGGGGGCCGGCGGGCACUGGCGCCUCAGAUCUCCCUAUCCAUGUUUUGCCCCCCAGGUGCCACACCUGACAGUCACACCUCUUGAGCCUCAGUUUCUUCAGAUGUAGCAUGGGGUAAUCGUCCCGUUAGUGGCCGCUCAUAGGUGGUUGUGGCCGUAGAUGGCGGCCGUGUUUCAGAAGCCCACUGGGCGGCCGGCUGGGUUCUGGUACAACUCUCCCCUUCCCUGGGGAGGCCGCUCCCAGCUGGAACCCAGAGACCCCAGUCCUAAGCUGAUUUUACAGAAGAGGGAACUGAGGUUUAAAGAUCAUCGCUUGCCCAAGGCCACACUGCUGGGAUUUGGAGCUGGGUGGGCUCCUGGCUUUGUGGAAGGCUUGGGGUGCCAGGACCAGGGCUAGGUACAUGGAGCCCCCAAAUAGCCAGUUAGAACUGCUACCGAGAGAGAGGAGGGACCAGCCAGGCCAGUGGAAGUGUGCGGAAAAGGAGAGAGAGAUGGUGGCAGUCCCGUUCACAAAUAGGGGAGUGGCACGGCUGACUGAGCAGGGCCUCCUGAGGGCUGGCUGUGCACACGGAGCUGCCCACCCUGGGGUGCCCUGGGCCUGGAGCACGGCAGAGGAGAUGGAGCUGAGAAAGCGUGUCCACUGUGCUCGGGACCCUUUGCCCUUCUCUGGGGGCCUUUCUCCACAUCAGGCACCUGGUUUUUGUGAAUGUUGUAUGUUUUAGGGAGUUCCCUACUUUUUGAUGUUUUCAAAUAAAAUCUUUGUAUCCA
Messenger RNA from Vombatus ursinus (common wombat), 1576 nucleotides. RefSeq names its product transmembrane protein 80 (gene TMEM80). The coding region runs from base 367 to 669 and encodes 100 amino acids. The transcript is spliced from 4 exons. Gene Ontology annotation, biological process: non-motile cilium assembly. NCBI's taxonomy places the organism in Eukaryota, Metazoa, Chordata, Mammalia, Diprotodontia, Vombatidae. The record is from RefSeq and is a predicted model, not a curated record. Gene Ontology annotation, cellular component: ciliary transition zone.